AUGAGAGUUCUAUCUUUUAUGAUAAGAGGAGGAUCUGAAACAGAUAUUUUAAUUGGUAGUAAAAGUUCAAAUUCUAAAUCGUCAUCAGAAUCUAAAAGAGAAUUUUCAUUAUUAACCAAAUUGGAUAUGCCAAUAUUUUACCUUAAAAGACUAGAGUAUAGAUUCAAUAUCUUGAUCAGUUAUGCCAAUUAG
Molecule: messenger RNA, 192 nt
Organism: Funneliformis mosseae
Lineage: Eukaryota; Fungi; Glomeromycota; Glomeromycetes; Glomerales; Glomeraceae
Source: the annotation of a GenBank genome assembly